AUGCUUAACUUUAAUUCCACUACAUUCACCAAUCCCAAUACUUUCAUCCUGAUGGGCAUUCCUGGUCUAGAAGAUUUUCACAUUUGGAUAUCCAUCCCUUUCUGCUCCAUGUAUGUUGUUGCCCUCAUUGGAAACACGGUCAUCCUUUUCAUCAUCAAAAUAGAGACUAUUCUCCAUGAACCCAUGUUCUACUUUCUUUCCAUGUUGGCUACCACAGAUCUCAUCUUGUCAACCUCUACCCUUCCCAAGAUGCUGGGUAUCUUCUGGUUCAAUUAUCAUGAGAUCAACUUCCAUGCCUGCCUUACUCAGAUGUUUUUCAUCCAUGCUUUCUCUGGGGUGGAAUCAGGUCUUCUCUCAGCAAUGGCACUGGACCGAUAUGUGGCAAUUUGCAAUCCUUUGAGGCAUUCAUCUAUCCUCACUAAAGCUGUGGUAGCCCAGAUUGGUAUAGUAGUACUUCUACGGGGGUUAGUGCUAAUGACACCACAUCCAUUUCUAGUAAGGAGGUGGCCGUAUUGCCAGACCAAUGUGAUUCCACACACAUAUUGUGAGCAUAUGGCUGUGGUGAAAUUAGCUUGUGCUGACAUUUCCAUCAACAGUCUUUAUAGUCUGGCAGUUAUUAUCUUGAUUGUUGGGACUGAUGUUACUUGCAUCAGUCUGUCCUAUGUACAGAUACUCCACACUGUAUUCAGUCUCCCUUCUAAACAAGCCAGGUUAAAGACCCUCAGCACUUGUGGAUCCCAUGUUUGUGUCAUCCUCACCUUCUACAUUCCUGCUCUUUUCUCAUUCCUCACCCACCGGUUUAGUAGCCAUAUCGCCCUCCACACUCACAUUUUGCUGGCCAACAUGUACUUGUUAGUACCUCCUAUGCUGAAUCCUAUCAUCUACGGAGUAAGGACCAAACAGAUUCGAGAAUGUGUUAUGCAAUUAUUCACAACUAAAAUUCUAGUGUGGUGCUCAGCUCUUCUAAACUUGCACAUGACAGUCUAA
Molecule: messenger RNA, 987 nt
Organism: Chrysochloris asiatica (Cape golden mole)
Lineage: Eukaryota; Metazoa; Chordata; Mammalia; Afrosoricida; Chrysochloridae
Product: olfactory receptor 52E2-like
Exons: 2
Coding region: 1-987 (328 amino acids)
Biological process (GO): G protein-coupled receptor signaling pathway
Cellular component (GO): membrane
Molecular function (GO): olfactory receptor activity; G protein-coupled receptor activity
Source: RefSeq, a predicted model, not a curated record